AUGAACGAGACUGUCCGACCAGCAUUUGCAGACCGAGGGCGUCCUCUGCUGAGCUAUGGAAUUGCUUUCCCCGCGGCGGCAGCCCGGCAUGUCGCCGAGACCUUUGGCGCUUCACGAGUAUAUGUCAUCUGCUCUGGAUCACUUUCACGCAAUACAGACGCAUUAGCUCGAUUGACAGCCGCACUGGGUCCUGAUAAAGUGGUGGGCCGGCGUCUCGGGAUGCAGAGUCACACUUUGUGGUCUGAAGUCUUGGAGAUUGUCGAGGAGGCGCGAAAGGUGGAAGCUGAUCUUUUGUUGACGCUGGGAGCUGGUAGCUUGACGGACGGCGCUAAAAUCAUUGCCCUGGCUCUCGCCAAUGGGGUACACACGCCCGCCGAUCUCGAAACUCUAGCUGAGGGUCCCAGGAAGCGGUCCCAGAUCAAUGCGCCCACCAUCCCGAUCAUUUCAGUUCCAACUUCUCUAUCCGCUGGUGAAUAUUCAAACUUCGCCGGUGGGACGGAAGACCGCUCUCAUCGCAAGUACAGCUUCCAGGCACCAUUGCGUGGACCCCAGCUCGUCAUUCUGGACCCAGAGCUGGCAAGGACCACCCCAGACGCUAUCUGGCUGAGCACGGGAAUCCGCGCAGUUGAUCACUGCGUAGAGACUCUGUGCGCCAUCGAGGGAACGUCGCCCGAGUCGGACCAAUUGGCGGAGCAUGCGCUGAGCAUGCUCGUUCCGGGUCUUUUGAAAUGUAAAAGGAAUCGCAAGGAUCGUGAGGCUCACCUCCAAUGUCAAUUGGGCUCGGUGGGUGCCAUGGCUGCAUGUUCAAGUGGAGCAGUCCAACUGGGAGCAAGUCAUGGCAUUGGCCAUCAGCUUGGUCCAUUGGGCGUAGGUCACGGCGAAACAAGUUGCAUCUUGCUCCCCGCCGUGUGCAAGUAUAAUGCACGGCACAAUGCAAACUGCGAAAGACAGGCUCGUGUACGAGACGUUCUUCUCGACGAUUCAGUCAUCACGGAGGUGUUACAAAUUCAUUCGGUGAGCAGGGAUGGAUUGGAUCUGGGUGAUGUGCUGGAUAUUGUGAUUCGAGAAUUAGGCAUGCCGCGCUCUCUGGGUGACGUGGGUGUCGGCCGCGAUAAACUAGAUGGUCUUGCCGAGAACAGUCUUCACGACCGGUGGUGUCGAACAAACCCCGUGCCUUUGACGGAAAAAUCUCAAGUCUUGGAGAUUCUGGAGAUGGUCGUCUGA
Messenger RNA from Penicillium diatomitis, 1224 nucleotides. Its product is annotated as iron-containing alcohol dehydrogenase. The record is from RefSeq and is a predicted model, not a curated record. Bases 1 to 1224 code for a protein of 407 amino acids. Gene Ontology annotation, molecular function: alcohol dehydrogenase (NAD+) activity; metal ion binding. Gene Ontology annotation, cellular component: mitochondrion. Lineage: Eukaryota; Fungi; Ascomycota; Eurotiomycetes; Eurotiales; Aspergillaceae. The transcript is spliced from 3 exons.